GUUUGGCGAUUUAAUAUUUUGUUUUUAUUUUCAUGACAUCGAUAAUCUUUCUCGUUUCAUUGAUUAGAAAUUCGAAAAUAUCAGAGUUAAUUAGUCACAGCUCAGCUUCACAAAUAUUAAUUAAAAACUUCCACAAGUGCCUCCUUAAUUGGCGUAUGCUAAUCCGGAUGUCACUCUUUCCCGCCGGAUGUCAAUUACAUUAUGUUUUCAUUUUCAGUUCCCCAUGUGAGUGCUGGAGCUUGUAAAUUCAAAAUGUUUUAAUACACCGUGGGGUAGUUUUUGCUGGAUACAGCAGUUCAUAUGCUGACACACUGUUCCUAUUUAUUUACACAAUGACUAUAAUUUUGUUGGAGGCCUUUUACGGCGGUUCUCAUAAACAAUUGAUUGAUUAUUUAGCCACAAACAUACCUAAAUGUUGCGUUUUCAAGUUACCGGCCAAAAAAUGGCAUUGGAAAGCGAGAACAUCUGCUUUACAUUUUAGUGAAGUUAUACCAGAGAAUGAAAACAACUACAGUUCCUUAUUUACAAGUUCCGUAUUGAACCUUGCUGAAUUGGUAGCACUGCGUCCUGAUUUGGCUCGACUUCAUAAAGUUAUCUAUUUUCAUGAAAACCAACUAAUUUAUCCUGUCAGGAAAGAACAGACCAGGGAUUUUCAAUAUGGGUACAAUCAGAUUUUAUCAUGUGUUGUUGCUGAUGUUGUAGUGUUCAACUCUGAAUUCAAUAAGAACACAUUUCUACAGAACAUCAACAGAUUUCUCAACAUCAUUCCUGAUUAUCAUCCAAAGAAUCUCAUGAAAAAAAUCAUGCCAAAGUGCCGAGUCCUAUAUUUCCCGUUAUCCUUUCCUGACUGUCCAACAGAAAGCUUGCUAGAAAACAAAUACUCCCAUUUAACCCACGGCUGCAUGAUGGAUAAAUGCUUAGAGAAAGUUUUGAAAGAAACUGAAGAAUGUGGCUCAUCCUCAACACUUACAGAACAAAUAUCUGAGACGAACAAUGAAGUCUUGAUCAAUGGAAGACAAGAUGAAAUUUUGACUAAUGGCACUCAUUCUGCAGUUGAUUGGCAAAAUACUGUAGAUUACAUCAGGGAUAAAACUUUGGAACCAGAGAUAUUGCUAUCUGUUCAAGAGAAUGGUAAAAUAUUACAUAUUGUUUGGCCUCAUCGUUGGGAACAUGAUAAAGAUCCAGAAAGAUUCUUUAAUGUUUUGAAUUGGCUCCAUGAAGAAAAUUUUGAUUUCUGGGUUUCUGUUAUUGGCCAAAGCUUUUCUGAAGUUCCAGAUGUUUUUAUACAAUCAAAGGAAAAAUUAAAAAUUCAUCUCAAAACUUGGGGAUUUGUUGACGACAAGAAAGAUUAUUAUGAAAUUCUAAAAACGGCAGAUGUUGUUGUCUCCACUGCAAAACAUGAAUUCUUUGGAGUAUCAAUGCUUGAAGCUGUUUAUUAUGGCUGUUACCCUCUCUGUCCAAAUAAAUUAGUUUAUCCAGAAAUAUUUCCACAAUGCUACCUUUAUAACACAGAACAUCAGUUGUUUAAAAAGUUGAAGAGAUUUUGUAAAUUCCCACAUUUGACUAAAAAAUUACCAGAAAAGAUUGAUUUGCAACGCUUUAUGUGGAAACAACUCAAAGAAUCAUAUGAGGAGGUUCUGAAAGGAACUGUCUCUCCAGAUCAGACAAAAAUAGACUGAGAAUGUUAAGGGCAAAGAUUUUUCAGUCGAGGACACACUCCAUACUGACCUUACGGUAAAAAUUGCUUUCCUGGCUGCUUGUGAAGCACUUCAUCUUCCAAAUCUGAAAUAUCUGAAAUAAAUCUGGGACAAUUUUUGCAAGAAAAAUAUAUAUGUAAGGUGUGAGUGCGAUAUAUUUAAUAGAAAAAUACAUAUCAUAUUUCAUUAUUUGAAGAUGAAGUGGAGAAGACCAGCAGUUGGUGAUGGAAAUACAGUGUUUUGUGAGAUACAAUGUAUGUUUUGUAUGUGUGUUGACUGCGAGGUUGUGAGUUGUAAUCGUCUCACACAGAUUAUGUUUGGAUUCAACUGACUGCUAUGGUGUGUCCUCUCUCUCUUAGAAAAGCACCUAAGUCUGUUUAAUGGUUCUGCUUUAAGUUGAAGGGCUUAGCAGCAGCAGAAAGAGCAUCUAAUUACGAAAGCAUUUGCUUCAACAUUGCAGCGACACCCUACUUUUAUUCUAACAUGAGAAAAUACACACAUACAGGUGCGUGUGUGUGUGAAAAUAGAUAUAGUCUUAAAAAUUUUUGUAGGUUCCCCCACUACAAAUCACUAUCCUCUACCAAUCAAGUCUUAUCCAAAACAUGUAUUAAUUUGAGGCAUAUGGUCCCUGUAAAAAUAGGCCAAGCUUCAAACACUAGUCAGAAACAAGGCAAUUGCAGCAUAACACAUCUAUCUCAGCUUUUGAAAAUUAGUGUAAACUGUGAAACCGGUUAAAUCUUUAAAUAUAAUAAAAAAAUUUUAACUACUCUCAGGGCAUUUUCAACUUCUAUUUUUUACAUAUAUAUAUAUAUGCCAGAAUAAGCACAUAAAUGUGAAACAAGGUGGAAAGGCUACCAAUAGUUUCAUGUAGAAAGAAAUCUCAAUAAUUAUCAAGCCUGCCACAUGGGAACAUUGAUACUCAUCUCUAUCUUGGAUGAGAAUACAUGUAGUUACACGAGGCUGUAAGAGAUUUUGUGAUAAAUAAAUAUACAGAUCAUAGGAAGUAACUUAUAGGAAAAUCAUAAUUGUCUCAUUUGCAGUUGACUUAGUAUCCUUAUAGUGUGUAUAUAUAUAUAUAUAUAUAUCAUCAUCAUCAUCGUUUAACGUCCGCUUUCCAUGCUAGCA
Molecule: messenger RNA, 2822 nt
Organism: Octopus bimaculoides (California two-spot octopus)
Lineage: Eukaryota; Metazoa; Mollusca; Cephalopoda; Octopoda; Octopodidae
Product: tRNA-queuosine alpha-mannosyltransferase
Molecular function (GO): glycosyltransferase activity
Source: RefSeq, a predicted model, not a curated record